AUGAUAAUGAAUAAAGAAAACCACUCUUCUUUAAAUGAAUUUAUUCUUUUGGGACUCACAGAUAAUCCCAGUAUACAGCUCCCUCUUUUUGCCAUGUUCCUGCUGGUUUAUGUCAUUACUGUAAUAGGGAAUGUCGGGAUGAUUUUGUUAAUCUGUACUGAUUCCCAGCUUCACAAUCCCAUGUAUUUUUUCCUGGGUAAUUUAUCCUUUGUUGACCUCUGUUACUCCACAACCACUACCCCCCAAAUGCUAGCUGACUUCUUAGCUGACCGUAAAAGGAUAUCAUACAAUGCCUGUGCUUUACAACUCUAUUUAUUUGCAUUCUUUGCUGAUGUAGAGUGUGCAUUGUUGGCUGUGAUGGCCUAUGAUCGGUAUGUAGCUAUCUGUAAUCCACUGCUCUAUACAGUCAUUAUGUCCAAGAAGGUUUGCAAAAGGCUGAUGGCUGUAGCGUAUAUUAUAGGUACAGUGGAUUCAAUUGCGUAUACCUGCUCUACGUUCCAGCUUUCAUUCUGUAGCUCCAACAUCAUCAAUCAUUACUUCUGUGAUAUGCCUCCCCUCUUUGAGCUCUCAUGCUCUGACACUUAUAUCAGUGAGAUUGUGGUGUUUGUCUUUGAUGGCUAUGUUGAAGCAGGCAGCCUUGGAAUUAUUCUUGUUUCCUAUAUAUUCAUCUUGACCACCAUUAUAAGAAUGCGCUCUGCUGAAGGUAGACAGAAAGCCUUUUCCACCUGUACCUCCCACCUGACAAUUGUUGGGAUGUUCCAUGGAUCAGCACUUUUCAUGUAUCUUCAACCCAGCUCUAGCCACUCAAUGGAAAAAGACAAAUGGAUCUCAGUAUUCUAUGCAGCAGUAAUCCCCAUGCUAAACCCCCUUAUCUACAGUCUUAGGAACAAAGAUGUGAAACAUGCCCUGACAAAAGCACUUUGUAAGAUAGGACUUUUUAAAAAGAAUGGUAUUGCUUCAAAUUAG
Eublepharis macularius is the source of this 966-nucleotide messenger RNA. Its product is annotated as olfactory receptor 1019-like. The transcript has a single exon. Gene Ontology annotation, molecular function: odorant binding; olfactory receptor activity; G protein-coupled receptor activity. Lineage: Eukaryota; Metazoa; Chordata; Lepidosauria; Squamata; Eublepharidae. Gene Ontology annotation, biological process: G protein-coupled receptor signaling pathway; sensory perception of smell. The record is from RefSeq and is a predicted model, not a curated record. Gene Ontology annotation, cellular component: membrane. Bases 1 to 966 code for a protein of 321 amino acids.